AUGGCCGUCGUCAGGACCUACACGGGGUUGGCGACGACAGUGUUUUGGAUGAUUCCCUCGCGCCCCACAGCAGUAGACAGCCUAUGCUUUCCGGACGGAAGCUUCUCUCGCAGCUACUGCUGCAAGCCGCCAGCAGGGUCCACAGACUGCUGGGACACCUGGAACACCUACCAGUUCUGCUGCGGCAACGAGCCUCCGAGUGACCAGCUCUUGGACAACUGCAGUGCUUAUGUGCGAUGGUGCACACCAGGAGUUUUCUCGCCGGCUUGCGACCUCGCUGCAGAUGCCCUCAUUCAAUCGUUGGGCCUCCUUGCAGAGAAGGCACCUGCUUGCCACAUGCCACGCUGCUGUGGCUGGGCACUGCUACGAUCCUGGGAUGCACAGACGCGCGAGACGCGAAACGACAAGCUGCCCCUGGCCAGCCGUGUCGCAUGGUGCACAGAACGAGCUGCGAUGCUGCAGGCGUGGGAUCCGCAACGGUUCUUGCCUCACGACGGGCCGAGCGACCUCGAGCACCGGAGGGCUGCCAGUAUGUUUCGGCAUUGGUUGCAGCACUGUCGCGCCUUGCAGCAGGAGCGCUUGCUCGAAUUCCGGCCGCUGCUCAAGGAGCACUUGCUGAACUCCAUGCACAGUGAUUGGCCGGCUGGCACUGCAGACGGCAAGGUGGGACUGCUAGUGGCCGUGGCCGGGCCUGUUGCCGACGAAAUGGCGGACUUCAUCAGGUGGUGGAAGUGCUAUGCCGACCGCCACGGAUACCUCUUUCUGCAAGACGAUGAGGAGCCGGAUGACAUGGUUCCCCCGGCUUUUGCACAGCUGCUGGCAGCGACUGCAGUGCGUGGUGUGGACAGGCUAAGCCUCCACACCCUGAAACGGCAAGUCUCCCGAUACGCCUGGCUGAAGUGGCUUUCCGCCAAAAGAUAUCUCGGAGAAGUGGAUUGGCUUCUGCUGGUCGACCCUGACAUGUAUCCGACUCCUGGAUGUGGCAUGGAUGUGCCCGUAGUCGAAACCUACGAGAGGAUUUGCAGCGGUACAUCCGCGUGCAGCGUGAUCUCCAAUGAUAUGUGGCCACGAGAUUGGGCCGUCAUUGAGAAGGAGAGGCGCCAGGUGGGAGGCGGCUAUCUUUCUGGUGGUCAGGACAAAAAUGCCGGGUUCACCAUAAUCCGGAACGAUCAGUUGGGACAUCUCUUCCUGGACCUCGUGCUGGAGCGGAGGUCGUGGUUCGGGCUCGGAAUGCCCGACCAGGAUGCAGCCGGGGAAGCAUUGCUGGAGCUUAUAUCCCUGGAAAACUCGUUAUCCGGCAAGACGACCUACGACAAUGGCUGCAUGGUCAACAUGUUCUUGACACCUGCAAGCUCGCUUCUGCUGCCGAAUGGAGAUUCCGUGUCCAGCUACCGCCCGGCCGACUAUGGCAUGUGCUGGCUGCGCCUCUCAGUGGAAGUGGCAGGACCAGUCGGACAUCGGCAAUCAGCUGUGGUUGGAUUUACGAACCCGUUGCUUGCGAAUCUGAAUGUGAACCCAAUAUUUUCACAGAUUUGGCCGGUGCCACCGGGGGGGUGGAGUAGUCGUCCUUCGGGUCCUGCCAAGGCACCUCGGAGCAGCAACGAUGCCACCAUGGUGUUCCUGCAUUUUGCAGGGGUUGGCGAGGCAAAGAAAAGCCUGAUGGAGUGGUUCGCGCUCGCCUACUACGGGCUUCGUCCAAAUGCAAGUUGCAGCGAGUUGCAGGAGGUUUCUGCACGCCCUCGGCGGAAGCAUCAGCCGCGCUGUGCCGUGCAGAGACUGUCGCAGUCGAGGCAGAAGAGCCACGCCUGCCGCUGCAGCGGUGCUUGGCAACCAGUGCUGCAGGCCCUGCGCUCAACGAAUGCCUCGGGCGCUGGCUGCAGCUUGCGCCGCGACGACAGCGCUUGUGCAGCCGGGCGGGCAUCAGCCGUUGCCGCUUGCGCCAGGCUUGCAAUGAUCCGGCAGAGAUGGAAUUCUGCAGAGGUGCUCCUGCAGAGAGCCCUUCGGAUUUCGCUCAGUGCUACCGAAUGUGGAAGCUCCGCCUGGCCAACGCCGUCUGUUUGGUCCGCAAACCUCUGGGCUCUGAAACGCCGCGAGCUGAUGUGCAAGUUGGCAGAUUGCGCAGCCGUGAAGUGGACUUGGGAAGAUUCAGGGCUCUUCUCAGCCGACCCAGCGCUGCCAGCAGCCCAUGGCCAAGCUGCUCUGGCAGCGGCGCAAUGGGCGACCGAAGGCUUGCAGAACGAGCUUGCCUUCUGGAAGUUUUGGCUGGGGAAACACAAGGAGGGCAGCUGGGUGGCUGCAUCGAGCAGGGAGGACUGGACCUACGACGACCUCUGCGCACUCGCGCCGCGGCCGUUCGCUAGCUUGCUGAACGCUGGAAGUGGACCUGUCGUCCCUGGAGACAUACAUUGCGAGGAUGGGACGAUCGAAGUCAUCUCCACGGACGGCUUGGCCGACUUGUACGAACGCCUCUACGAGCAGCUCGACCUCUCACCUCCGAAAAAGUUGAUGCACUGCCCUUUGGAGGAGCUGAGCACGUGCCUUCCCAACCAGAAGUUUGACCUGGUCCAUGUCCGCAACGCGCUGGACCACGCUUUGCAGCCAACCCGUGCCAUCCGAGAGAUGCUGAAGGUGACCCGACCUGGCGGUCAAGUUCUUCUUCGACAUGCCAGGGAUGAAGCCGCGUACAUGAACUUCACCGGCAUGCACCAGUGGUCCUUUGAGCGGGACGAAGCGAGUCCGCAUCACGCGCAGCUGCUCUUUGGAAGAGACAGGCACCACGUGGACCUGCACACAGAAUUUCGACGAGAUGCCUCAGUGUCAUCCUCCCUUGUGUCCUUGACGUCCCCCGGGGCGACGUUGGACAGAAGAGCUUACGUUUUCGUGGAGUUGAGAAAGUCCUGA
Molecule: messenger RNA, 2901 nt
Organism: Symbiodinium sp. CCMP2456
Lineage: Eukaryota; Dinophyceae; Suessiales; Symbiodiniaceae
Source: the annotation of a GenBank genome assembly